This is a messenger RNA of Parasteatoda tepidariorum (common house spider), 1226 nucleotides long. The record is from RefSeq and is a predicted model, not a curated record. NCBI's taxonomy places the organism in Eukaryota, Metazoa, Arthropoda, Arachnida, Araneae, Theridiidae.
AGCUUGAAAUACCACGUCGGUAUCCUAAAAGAAAUACGAAACAAAGAUCUUACAAGGAAGAGGAUGUCUCUAGUGAGGACGAGUUCUUGUAUUGUGACUUUUGUGACUGUGACUACAAAGGUGCUUGUCCAAAACACGGCCCUAUGCUUUGGGUAUGUGAUAGAAGAGUUCCUAAAAAUACACCAGAUAGAGCAGAGCAGACAAUUCCAAGUUUUCUCUCCAUUGGAAUAUCCAGCAUUCCCAAAGCAGGUCUUGGAAUAUGGACUGAAAUACCAUUGCCGAUUGGAACAGUUUUCGGACCUUACAAAGGGAAAAUUAUAAAAACACAGAAAGAGGCUGAAAAAUCUGGUUAUGCUUGGAUGGUAUGGAAGGGAGAAAAAGUGGAUCAUUUUAUUGAGGGAUUCAAGAAGGAUAUUUCCAAUUGGCUGAGAUUCGUGAACUGUGCUGAUAAAGAAGAGAAACAGAAUUUAGUGGCAAUCCAGUACAAGAAGCAAAUCUAUUACAAGACUUACAGAGAAGUGUUACCAUUUCAAGAGCUUCUGGUGUGGUAUGGGGGAAAAUAUGCCUCCGAUCUUGGAAUAAACUUGAAAAGGGAGACUGAAACCGACCAACCAAGUGUAGAAGGUGUUGCAUGUGAUGUCUGCAGUUCAUUGUUCACAUCCGUGGAGGCCAUGGAGCGACACAGGAGGACACAUCCCCAUCAGGGACACGAUCGAAGGCACCGAUGUCCCCACUGCGUCUACUCCACCAACAACUCAAGUGAUCUCCGACAUCACCUCACUACUCACACGGGUGAGAGGAGACACGGGUGUCUCCACUGCCACAAGACAUUCACUGAAAAAGGAAAUCUCAAGAGACACCUGAAGAUCCACAGUGGAGAGAGACCCUUCUCUUGUGGAGUGUGCGGUAGAGACUUCACUCUAAAAGGACAUUUGAAGAGUCACGAGAGAAGUCACAGCGGCAUCAGACCUUACCGAUGUUCCACCUGCGGAAGAGAUUUCACACAUUCUUCAUCUCUUCACAAACACAUAAGAAUCCACACACGGCAGAGACCCUACAAGUGCUCCACCUGCCAAUACAGGGCCACCUCAUCUUCUCAUCUUAAUAGACACAUUAUUCAAAUACACACAAAACAGUUCCCCCACAAGUGUGACCUGUGUGAAAGAGGUUUUCUUCUACCGAGUCAUCUUAAACGACACAAAGAGCGCAUACAUCCUCAAUUACAA